GAAUAAACCAUCUAGCUGAACAAAUAAUCUUUGGAAGGCUGGGCAGUGUCUCUGUGUGUGUGAUCUGAUCCGAGCAGUAGUCGUUGCAGUUUUCUACCUUAGCCUGUUAGCUGUGUUGUUUUUUUUAACCCCAGAAGACGACGACGGUUAAAAAGAUCCGUAUCAGGGUCCUUUGAGAGAAUUGGUUUCCCCCCUCUUCCCUUUUCCUGUUUUUUUCUUUUGGUUUUUCUUUUAGUUCUUUUCAAGUUACCUUCUCUGUGCAUUGAUUUUUGUGCAGUGAGACGUGGCAUCACCAACACUGAACUGCAGCCAGUUGUGUUGAUGUUGUGUAAUCAGCCUGAACCUACUGACGGACACAAGCCUUGUGGAUUUAACGGAUCACAGGAGGAAACAUGAGCACAGCCAAAGGCAGUGGGAUCAAAGUGCCCAGCAAGAUAGCCAGGCCACCUGGAACGGGAGCCCCCAAGACCAACCCUAGCACAGGCACAAAAGCAUUAGCUGACAAGCCAGCUGCAAGUGCUGCUUCCGGAGAUUCUGAAAAUGCCGAGGAGAACUUCGAGGUUGGGGAGAGGGUCUGGGUGAAUGGGAAUAAACCAGGCUAUAUUCAGUUUUUGGGAGAGACACAGUUUGCCCCAGGACAGUGGGCAGGGAUUGUUCUCGACGAACCAAUUGGGAAGAAUGACGGUUCAGUGGCAGGGGUCAGAUACUUCCAAUGUGAAGCUCUUCGAGGUAUAUUCACACGUCCAUCCAAGUUGUCACGCACAGAAACAGAGGCUAAUGGGACUCAGACGGCACCCACUUUCAGAGCAGAAUCACCCGCACUAUCAGUUGGUCGCGUGGCCUCCGCGACUACCACCAAGUCAGCACUACCUACAACUACAACGAAGAAGCCCUCCACCACUACUGCUCCCACACCAGCUGCUUCAUCUUCCAACCUUGCACAUACAAACAGUGAAUCCAUCUCUAACCUGUCUGAGUCUGGAUCAGUUAAGAAGGGGGAAAGGGAGCUGAAGAUAGGCGAUCGUGUCCUGGUUGGUGGCACAAAGGCAGGAGUGAUACGCUUCCUUGGGGAAACAGAUUUUGCUAAAGGAGAAUGGUGUGGUGUAGAACUGGACGAACCUUUGGGAAAAAAUGAUGGUGCAGUGGCCGGCACAAGGUAUUUCCAGUGUCAACCAAAAUACGGCCUAUUUGCUCCAGUGCACAAAGUCACACGCAUUGGCUUCCCUUCUACCACACCAGCCAAAGCAAAAACAACAACUCGCAAAGUAGUAGCCACUCCAUCAGGGCUGAAGAGAAGUCCCAGUGCUUCCUCCAUCAGUACCAUGAGCUCUGUGGCCUCCUCUGUCAGUGCCAAGCCCAGCCGCACAGGCCUGCUUACAGAAACAUCAUCACGAUAUAAUCGGAAGAUUUCAGGCACCACGGCCCUGCAGGAGGCACUGAAAGAGAAGCAGCAGCAUAUUGAGCAACUGAUGGCUGAAAGGGACAUGGAGAGAGCUGAGGUUGCUAAAGCCACAAACCAUGUUGGAGAGAUGGAGCAAGAAAUAACUCUCCUCAGGGAUGAUCAGGAACAGAUGGAGACAAAGAUGGAUCAGUUACGUGCCUUAGUAGAAGCUGCAGACAAAGAAAAAGUGGAGCUGCUGAAUCAGCUGGAGGAGGAGCGUAGGAAGGUGGAGGACCUUCAGUUCCGUGUAGAAGAAGCCUGUAUUACCAAAGGAGACUUAGAGACGCAGACCAGGCUGGAGCAUGCCCACAUUAAGGAGCUUGAACAGAGCCUGCUUUUUGAAAAGACCAAAGCUGAGAAACUCCAAAGAGAGUUAGAAGACACUAGGGUGGCCACAGUGUCUGAACGAUCCCGUAUAAUGGAGCUUGAGAAGGAUCUGUCAAUGCGUGCCAGAGAGGUCGCCGAUCUGCAACUACGCCUUGGAACUCAAGAGGGCCCGGAGUACGCUGUGCUUUCUCCUCUACUGGAAGAGAUUAGCUCUCUUAGAGAUCAGCUGGCUUCCCAAGAUGCUAAGCAGCAAGAAGAGCUAGCUAAACACAAGGAGAUGCUGGAGGCUCAAGAAAAGGCCCACACUGAGGCAGUGGUCCAGCUUCAGGCGACUUCAGUCAAGCUCUCUGGUGACAAAGAGCAGUUGCAGAUCUGCUUGAGCCAGGCUGAGAAAGAAAAUGCUGACAUAAUUGAAAUGUGGAAGUCAAAGUUGGAGUCUGCCGUUGCUUCACAACAGAAAGCCAUGGAGGAGCUCAAAGUGUCCUUUAGCAAAGGAGCAGAUGCCCAAACAGAAGAGCUUGUGGAAACCAAAAGUGCACUAGAGAAACUGAAGUUGGAGUACAAGUUUGCUCUUGAAGAGGCUGAAUCUAAACAUAAUGCUGACUCUUUAGCUUGGACACAAGAAACGCAGUCGCUGACGGCACAGCUUUCAUCUUUGAAUGAAGAGAAGGAGCGACUGGAGGAGUCGCUAAGGUCCAGCGUUGAAAAAGCAGAGGAGCAGCACCUUGUUGAGAUGGAAGAUGUUCUUGGGAAGCUUCACACGGUGGAACUUAGGGUGAAGGAGCUUGAGGAUAAUGAGGAAGCAUUGAAACAGCAGGCUGAAGACAAGGACAAAGAAACCAAAGAGCAGAUGGCAGAGAUGGUGGCACUUCGUAGCCAAGUGGCUCAAGGCAACCAAGAAGUUGUGACCCUGAAGAGUCAGUUAGAGAAAAUUCAGAGCCAGGAAAACGACCGGGCGUCCAAGGUUAGUGAAUUACAUUCUGUGUUGGAGGGUCAACAGAAGGAGGUCCUGACAUUACAAGAUUCUGUGAAUAUGGCCAAUCAGAUAAAGGACAAUCUGGAAAAAGAGCUUGUAGAUUUGAAACAAAAGUUGGCUGAAAGCUCAGAAGAGCAGACAAAAUCUGCUCAAACUAUGCAAGAUAUGCUGGAGAAACUGAGCGAGAAGGAUGAACAAUGCACAUCUUUGGCUAGAGAAUCAGAAUCUCUUAGAGGACAACUUGCUGGACUGGAGAGGAAAUUGAAGACUGCAGAUGAAAAGGUCGAGCAGCUUUUAAAGGACAAGAGCAAGCUUGAAAAUAUUUGCGACAUGAUGACGGCAUCUGGUGAUAGUUCUGUACAGCUGACCAAAAUAAACGACGACCUCAUGCAGAAAGAAAGGCGGCUGGAGGAGCUGCAGGGUCACCUGGCACAGGAUAAGGAGAAAGUGAUGCACUUGANNNNGCAGGAGGAAACCCUCAGAGAGCAGGAUCUGAAAGAGACCAGAGAGACAUAUGAGUCUCAGAUAAGUGGCCUUCACAAAAAGAUCACUUGUUUGGAGACAACUGUGGCACAGGGUGAGACUUCACUGGGAGAGCUGAAGGCCUCACAACAAAAGGCCAUGUCUGAAGUUUCAGAGCUCCAUGAGAAGGAGGUGAAGAUGCUGCAGAGCCAGGUUGAAACUCUGAACCAGAAGCUCACCUCCUCAAAGAACAAAAGCCAGGACCUGGAGAAGCUGGUGUCUGAGCUGCAGUUGUACAAGGAACAGGCUCAGCAUCUUUCUGCUGAGCUUGACUCCUGCAAGCAUGAUGCUGAACAAUUGUCCAAACAUUUGGGAGAAAAGAUCCUAGAUCUGGACAACCUGAUUAAAGAAAGUAAGGAUGUAAAGUCCGAGAAAAACAAACUGCAGAAAGAAGUUUCUGAUUUACACGUGAAGCUCUCCACUAUUGAGAAAAGUCACCAAGAACUUUUAGCGCAGCAUGAAGACCUGCUGAAAACUAAAGACAAGCUCUUGAACGAUCGAGAGGAAUUAGUGACAGACAACAAGCGUGCAGACGAAGAACGGAUUUCUUUGAGCAGUGAGUUGGAGAAGCUCAAAGAUCAUUUACAAGAAGUGCAUACUGAAAACAACAAACUGAGGCUCAUUAUAGAUGAACAUUCGUCAAAAAUUGAGCAACUUAAAAAACAGUGUACAGAGAAAAAUGACUUGCUUCUCAAGAACCAGCGGGACAUCCAGCAAAUCCAGGCUGAAAAGAAACAACUGCUAGAGGAUUUUAAAAAUAUCUGCAAAGAGAAUUUGCGUCUCGAAGAGGACCUCUGCGAGAGUAAGGCCAAGCUCACACAUGAGAAAAAUGAGCUGAUCUUAGAGAGAGAUGCUGCUAAAAAUGCCAAAAAGGCCACAGAUGCCAAGAACACAGAGUUGCAAGAAAAACUUAAAUCUCUGAGUUUGGAAAAAGAAGACCUCACCUUGAAGAAUAGCCAACUGCAGGCCCUCACAGAAACACUGACCAAAGAGAAGAUGGAGCAGUCCUCAAAAAUCAGUGCCUCUGUGUUGGAUAAGAAGAACAUGGAAUCAGUGAAAGAAGAACUUCAGAAUAAACUCAAGGUUACAAAAAAAGAUUUGGAAGUCUAUGUCCAUGAGUGCGAAGAACUAAAAGCUUCCAAAUUGAGCCUGACCCAAAUGCUGGAGGAGUUCAAGACUAGCAGUCAGGUGACUGACUCUGAGAGGCUCCACCUUCUGAAGGAGAAAGAAGAUUUGCUAGCAAACCACAGAAAACAUUCUAAUGAGAAGGAAGAGCUUCACAAAGAGAUAGAAGACUUGAGAGAGAAGCUUCAGUUGUCAGCAGAACAACUGACUCAGUCCAAUGAGAAAUUCAAAGAAGCACUGUCGUCAUUUGAGCAGGAGAGGCAGACGUUACAACUUCAGAACUUUGAAACUGAAAUGGCUCUGCAUGAAACCCGAAAAGAAAAGAUGAGCCUGGAUUUAUCAUUAGAGCAGCAGAAAACUGAUCUUGAGCGUUUGGAAGGGGAAAUGGAAGAAUUGGAAGAGAAACAUAGGAAAAUUGUUUCUGAGAAACAGGCUCUUUCUGUAGAGCGGGAUAAACUAGCCAGUGAUAUACGUAUAACAAAGGACCAGUUAGAUAAUUACGCCAAAGUGAAUACUGACCUUAAUCAAGAGAAGUCUCAGUUGAUAGUAAUCUUGGAGGACCACAAAGGACGCAAAGAUGACAUUAACGUAGAGGUCACCAAUUUAAGACGAGAAAGAUCUGAGCUUCAGAAUGAAAUGCAACAAUGUAAAGCAGAUCUAGAAAAUCUAGACAGGAGCAAAAAUGCACUUGUUCAGGAGCAUGGCCAGCUAAAACAAGAAUUAGAGAAGACAAAUGCACAACUCAAACAACAAGUAGAAGACCUUACAAAAGAGUGCAAGCAUUUAAAGUCCUCGCAGACUGAAGCAGACAAACAUGUGCAGGAAGAGAAGCAGAGGCUUCUCCAGGAAAUCCAGGAGUUAAAAGGUCAGACUGAAUCAGUGUCAGAGGCCAAGAACCUCCUUGAGGCUCAGCUUCAAGCUGAAUCUGGUGAACAUAGUAAAGCCAUGUCCGACAGGGAAGGUUUGUCUAAACAGGUCGAUGAGCUGCAGAAAACACUCUCCAAUCUCACAGAAGAAAAUAAAGAGAUGUCUUCUAAGCUUAAGAAAGCAGAUGAGAAAACAAAGUUGCUCACCAAGAACAUGGAGAGUUUGACGUCACAGUUGAAGAAACAAGAACAAGAAUUAAAUCAGCUGAUACUUGGUAAAGAACAGCUAUGUUACCAGUUGGCAGAAAUGGGUAAACAGAUGACUCUACUGACCUCAGAGACGGACCACCUUUUGGCCGAUAAGUGUAAAUUAGAGGAGGAUGUUUCUUCUCUCAAUGCAAUGCAAGACAAUUUGCUCUCAGAACGGUCAAGGCUGCUAGGUGAGUUGGAGAAAUUGCAGGCUAGUCAGAAACAACUGCAGGAUACUGUCAAGAAUCUCCAGGUUGAUAAGGGACAUCUAGAAAAACAGUACGAGAACUCAGUUGCACAAGUGUCAUCCUCUGCUGCUGCGAACAAUGAGAUUUCCUCCAACGUCACAGACCUGACGGCUCAGACUGAGGCCCUGCAAAAGGAGAGAGACGAAGCAAUGGGGCAAGUCGAGCAGCUGCAGUCCCAUCUCAAAAUUGCCAUUUCUAAGCAGCUUGAGGCUAUAGAGGCCUCAGGUAAGACAGGCGAGGCUCUGGAACAGCUGACAAAAGAGAAGAACAGUUUGAUGCAGGAAAAGAAUGAAUCUGUAUCUCUGCUGGAACAGCUGCAGAAUUCUAAACAAGAGACAGAGGAUCAGUUGGAAGUAUUGAAAAAAGAGAAUUCCAAGUAUCAAGAAGAUCUGAAAAAAUCCAAAGAGCAACUGUCCACCGAAAGUGAAAAAAUCAAGAGUCUGCAUCAAGAAAUCGAGGGGCUCAAAAACGCAGCUUCAGUGACAUCACAGUUCCUUCUGGCACUGCAGGAAACAAAUGACAAGCUGACACAGGAGCUUGAUAGCAGUCACAAAGGACAGAGUGAUCUCACAAAGCUUCAAGAUGAUCACAACAAACUCAAAAAGCAGUUGGAGAAAUUAAAGCAAAGUGAGUGCACCUUGAAGGAGCACUUGGAUCAGGAGAAGGCCCUCCAGAAAUCCUGUAAUAAAAAGAGUGCCUUAAUCUCAGAAAAGGAGCAGCAAGUGGAGAAACUGAGGAGUGAGCUGGAGGUUCUACGUGGAGAAAGUUCCUCAGCUAAGACACUGCAGGGGAAAGUUAAGGCCUUGGAGCGAGACAAUGCAGAUCUCCAGGACCAGGUUCAGAGACUGGAGAAGGAUUUGGCUGCAAGACCUGACACCAUCAACUUGACAGGUGAUGCAGUCAUAGACCAACUGAUAGAAGACAAGGAGACGGCAGAAAGUCAGGCAGCGAUUGAGUUUCUGAAUUCAGUCAUCGUUGACCUUCAGAGGAAGAACGAAGAGCUCAAGGGGAAACUGGAGACAAUGGCUGCUGCCGCUCUGAAUGGGAAUAAUCCCAGUGAGAUGGAUAACUAUGACGGCCAAGGGGAGGAGCCUGUGAAGAAGAAGCCUCCACCCAGGCUGUUCUGUGACAUCUGCGACUGCUUUGACCGCCACGACACAGAGGAUUGUCCUACACAAGAGCAGAUGCCUGACUCACCUCCUCACACAACCUACCACGGCAAUAAGGACGAAGAACGGCCCUACUGUGACAUCUGCGAGGUUUUUGGCCACUGGACCGAUACCUGCAACGAUGACCAGACCUUUUAAAGCCUUUUUAAAUCCUAGUUCGCACAAUCACUCUAUUUGCACAUGAUGUUUGACCCCAGGGUUGAUACCAUGGGGUUAAAGGUGUGUGUGUGCACGCGUGCGUGCAUUUUUUGUGCUUGUUUUUGCCAAGUGUCUUUAUUGUCCACGUCAACCCUAAAAGCAUUCAUAACACACAGCAGUAGAAGGUCAGUGUUUGUGGGGGUGGAUGAGCCUGAGCUCACACAGUUGAAUUGUUUUUUUUUUAGUUUGUCUGAGUGGAAUUCUGUGGGCGGAGAAUCAAUAGUUUACACAUCAUUUAAUUUAUCAAAAUACUAUUGUUGUUUGCACAGCUUGUCGGGGACUACAGAUAUAAUAUAGUAUCAUUAAAAGGUCUUGAAACUGUAAAUGACUUAAAGACAGAUAUCACUCUGUGCAAAUGUUGCUGAGCUAUAGUUUUAUUUUUUUAUGCCUGGAAUCAUAAUGUACUCUUAAAAAGGUUUGAUAUCCUUGAUGUGCAUAAUUACGUGUGUGGGGGAGGACUUCUUGAUGCUCACUGUUACAUUGUUAAGUGCAGCAGUUUAAAUCUUAACUUUUGUUUUUUGUCAGUUUUGAUUAAGCUACUGCCAGAGAAUUGAGAAGUGGUUAAUGCCUAAAACACUUCCAGCUGCCUGUAAAAAACCAAACAUGGGUUCCAGUGAAAUGGCCUUUUUUUAAACAUUUCUCAGCAUUGGCUAAAAAAUCCUCCUGUGUGGACAAAUGAAAUGUUUUCUUUAAACCAAGGUUUUAAAUAUCUUUCAAAAUAAAUGAGUUAUGUAUAAAAUAAAAUUCUGAUAAACAUUUAAUA
Molecule: messenger RNA, 7884 nt
Organism: Cynoglossus semilaevis (tongue sole)
Lineage: Eukaryota; Metazoa; Chordata; Actinopteri; Pleuronectiformes; Cynoglossidae
Gene: clip1a
Product: CAP-GLY domain containing linker protein 1a
Biological process (GO): cytoplasmic microtubule organization; positive regulation of microtubule polymerization
Cellular component (GO): cell cortex; nucleus; microtubule plus-end
Molecular function (GO): microtubule plus-end binding
Source: RefSeq, a predicted model, not a curated record